Mus caroli (Ryukyu mouse) is the source of this 4201-nucleotide messenger RNA. RefSeq names its product purinergic receptor P2X 7 (gene P2rx7). Gene Ontology annotation, molecular function: purinergic nucleotide receptor activity; extracellularly ATP-gated monoatomic cation channel activity; ATP binding. Gene Ontology annotation, cellular component: plasma membrane. Lineage: Eukaryota; Metazoa; Chordata; Mammalia; Rodentia; Muridae. Gene Ontology annotation, biological process: response to ATP; calcium ion transmembrane transport; cell surface receptor signaling pathway. The record is from RefSeq and is a predicted model, not a curated record.
AGGACCCGCCCCCGCUGCAGUCGCUGGAGGAACUGGAAGUUAACCGUUCCUGCUGAGAAAUCCGUGUGUUUCCUUUGGCUGCUCCUAGGUGGGGGUUUGCUGUGGUCUAGCCUGGGAAGUAGGUCUAGCCCAAGUCCAGCCUGAACGGAGCGAGCCUGUCGCCAUGCCGGCUUGCUGCAGCUGGAACGAUGUCUUGCAGUAUGAGACAAACAAAGUCACCCGGAUCCAGAGCACGAAUUACGGCACCGUCAAGUGGAUCUUGCACAUGAUCGUCUUUUCCUACAUUAGCUUUGCUUUGGUGAGCGAUAAGCUGUACCAGCGGAAAGAGCCUGUUAUCAGCUCCGUGCACACCAAGGUCAAAGGCAUAGCAGAGGUGAUGGAGAAUGUCACAGAGGGUGGGGUGACGAAGUUAGUACCCAGCAUCUUUGACACUGCAGACUACACCUUCCCUUUGCAGGGGAACUCGUUCUUUGUCAUGACAAACUAUGUCAAGUCAGAAGGCCAAGUGCAGAAGCUGUGUCCUGAGUAUCCCAGGCGAGGUGCACAGUGCUCUUCUGACCGGCGUUGUAAAAAGGGAUGGAUGGACCCACAGAGCAAAGGAAUCCAGACUGGCAGGUGUGUUCCAUAUGACAAGACAAGGAAUACCUGUGAAGUCUCUGCCUGGUGUCCUACUGAGGAGGAGAAAGAAGCCCCCCGACCUGCACUCUUGAGGAGCGCCGAAAAUUUCACCGUACUCAUCAAGAAUAAUAUCCACUUCCCCGGCCACAACUAUACCACGAGAAACAUCUUGCCAACUAUGAACGGCUCUUGUACCUUUCACAAGACCUGGGACCCUCAGUGUUCCAUCUUCCGACUAGGGGACAUCUUCCAGGAAGCAGGAGAGAACUUUACAGAAGUAGCAGUUCAGGGAGGAAUCAUGGGUAUCGAGAUCUACUGGGAUUGCAACCUGGACAGCUGGUCCCAUCACUGUCAACCCAGGUACAGCUUCCGCCGCCUGGAUGACAAGAACACGGAUGAGUCCUUCGUCCCCGGCUACAACUUCAGAUAUGCCAAGUACUAUAAGGAGAACAACGUGGAAACGCGGACAUUGAUCAAAGCCUUCGGCAUCCGUUUUGACAUCCUGGUUUUUGGCACUGGAGGAAAAUUUGACAUCAUCCAGCUGGUUGUAUACAUUGGAUCCACCCUGUCCUACUUUGGCUUGGCCACUGUGUGCAUUGACUUGCUCAUCAACACAUACUCCAGUGCUUUCUGCAGGUCAGGGGUUUACCCCUACUGUAAGUGCUGUGAGCCCUGCACAGUGAACGAGUAUUACUACAGAAAGAAGUGUGAGCCCAUCAUGGAACCCAAGCCGACGUUGAAGUAUGUGUCCUUUGUGGACGAGCCGCACAUUCGCAUGGUGGACCAGCAGCUGCUUGGGAAAAGUCUGCAAGUUGUCAAAGGCCAAGAAGUUCCAAGACCCCAGAUGGACUUCUCAGACCUGUCUAAGCUGUCCCUAUCUCUCCACGACUCACCCCCAAUUCCUGGACAAUCUGAAGAAAUCCAGCUGCUCCAUGAAGAGGUGGCCCCUAGGUCCGGGGACAGCCCGAGUUGGUGCCAGUGUGGAAAUUGCCUCCCGUCUCGCCUACCGGAGCAACGCAGGGCCCUGGAGGAGCUGUGCUGCCGGAGGAAGCCGGGGCGGUGCAUCACCACCUCCAAGCUCUUCCAUAAGCUCGUGCUGUCCCGAGACGCCCUGCAGCUCCUCCUGCUUUACCAGGAUCCCUUGCUGGUGCUGGGGGAAGAGGCCACCAACAGUAGGCUGCGACACUGUGCUUACAGGUGCUACACCACCUGGCGCUUCAGCUCCCAGGACAUAGCCGACUUUGCCAUUCUGCCCAGCUGCUGCCGCUGGAGGAUCCGGAAAGAGUUCCCCAAGACCGAGGGGCAGUAUAGUGGCUUCAAGUAUCCCUACUGAUGGUACAGCUGCCACAUCAUGGUGGCUCACAAUACAGCUUCCCUUGGAAAGACCUAGAGACACGUUUUCAGCCCACGGGAACUUAAGGUUUGCUCCCUCGUAAGCUGUGUUGAAGAAGAGCUGAUUAGACCAAGGGCGAGCUCGCAAACCCUUCUCCACGUGCAUGAGAACCGGAUGCAGAUCUGAGCCUGCAGCCUGACCCUGGUCUGCGGCGCCACCCUCAGCUUAAAAUGUGUACAUAGGCUCCUCAUAUCCCAACCUCCCCGACCUACUUUCUCUGAACUAGCACUGUGGAGAUGGUGAAGGUGUUCUCUCCCGUCCACGUUUACACGGCUCCAUGGAUGCAAAGGUGCAACCCCGAAAACCAAACCUUUAGAGAUUUGAGAGUACUCUGAGAAAUUAAAUAUGGCCGCAAGUUCUUUGACAUCCUCCGCAACCCAACCCAUAAGACCCAAAGGUGGUUUUUUCUCUCCUCUCAUCCGGUAGCAGAUGUGACGUUACAUCUCUUAUUUGGGGCCCUUGUUUUAAGAGGCUAGCAACUUCUGAUUCCUAUGCUUAGAACUCUUGCUGAGAGGAAGCCAGCCCAAGUUAAGAGUCUGACAAUAAGAGCUUCUCCGCUGUGAAGAAGUCCAAGCAGCUCUAAUAAGGCGAAGUACCCAAUCCGAGCCAGCUCGUCACCUCUAAGUGCAGUUACCACACAGGGAGAGAAGCUGCCACUUUCAGGUGAUUUCAGAUCCGUGACUUAAACUGCAGGAGACGACUGCCCAGUCAGCCCCAAGGACCACUCUGCUGCCUUAAGUCAUUUGGGGGAGGUGGGUUGUCACACAGCAAUAGGCAACUGGGACAAGAGAUGCUGAGGCCCGGAGUUGCUACAAAAUAAAACAACUAUUUCUAUUGGGCAGCUGUAAGGGGUCACAUUAACCAGACUAGAAGCCAUCAAAUCUAACUGCAUACAAGUUACAGUCUGACCUGCAUUGCUCUCCUGUGGUUCCAAGUCACUAGUAUUGUGUGACACCGGUUGGUAAAAGCUGCCUCUGUGCCUUUCACGUCCCGGACUGUACAGCCAAUGAGUCCGAGGCAAUCUGAACGCUCCUUUAGAAAGUAGCCCAAGCUGCGAGGAGGGGAGUCAACCCAUGCUCAGAAGGCCGACUCAGGAAGGUUAGGCACUCUAGGCCAGCCUGAGCUACAUCCAUGACAUACCAUGUCUUUAUUUUUUAUUUUUGUAAGAUUUAUUUUAUGUUUGAGUGUUUAGCCUGCACCCAUGUGCGUGCCUGGUCCCGGUGGGGGUAAGAAGAGAGUGUCGGACCCCCUGGAACUGGAACUGCAGGUGGUUGGGAGCCACCAUGUUGAUGUUGGGAAGUGAACUUGAGUCCUCCACAAUAGCAACAAGGGCUCUUAACUACUGAGCCAUCUCUCCAUCUUCAAAACCAUGUCUUAAAAUCAUAAUCAUGAUAAUUAGAAAAGGGAGGGGAAGAGAGGCUAGGGAGAUGGUUCCAUGGAUUGGAGCAUUUUCUCCUCAAGCAUGAGGACCUAUGUCACAGCAGCCACAUAAAGUCUGGAUGUGGCCUGUCACCAUGGCUUGGCGGGGGCGGGGGGUGGGGGUGGGAAAAGAGCUUGCCUUGCAAUCUGAUGACCUUGAAACCCAUGGUGAAACUAGAGAGCCAUGUUCUCUGACUUUCACAUGAGCCACACACAUACACUCAUACACACACACACACACACACACAUCAUACAUGCACACUAAUAAUAAAUAAAAUAGAUGUAAUUUUUAAGGAAAGCCAGUGCCCUUCACCGUUUUCUACAACCACUAAACAUGGACGAGGGAACCUUCACAGGUUUGGGGUCCUGCCUCGGGAUUUCAUUUUGAUAGUUGUCUUUUUCUUCUAGACCUAGAUACUUGUUUCUCACAGAACAGAGACUUUGAGUAUUAUGAGAUGCCAUGGCUGACUCUAAAACUUGCGAUUUUGAGGCGUCUAAGAUCAAGAAGCCAUGCUCUCAAUGGAGAGGGUAGGGCUGAGGCGCCUUGGUGAAGGAGGCCCAUGCUCACAAGCCUAACAGAUGACCUCAGACGGAUGACCUCGGUUCCAUCCUCGGGACCCACACAGUGGAGACUCCCACAAACUGUCCUCCGACUUCCACAUGCAAGCAUGGCAUGUGUCCACUCCUAGUCUCCCAGUAAAUGAAUUUAAGUCCAUUUUCACUGUAUUUUUGUUUGUUUUUGUUUUUGUUGUUCUUUUUCAAGACUGGAAA